CUACCGGCGGCUCAGGCCAGGCCAGGCUUUCCGCCCCAAGGCUGGAAAUCCCCGCUGGAAAGUCCGGCGUGUUUUCCCUCCUCUAGCUGGUUUCUCUCUUGGUUCGCCAAAAAGAACGGAGGGAAAACAGGAGGUGCUUCAGACGAUCCGCCUGCACCGCGACUGAGAGGCAGCAAGCAGUCGGUCUGGCAUCUCUUGGCACAGGCGAGACUGCCAGCAGGAAAUCCAGUGCAAGCCAGAGGAGCGUCGCUCGACCGGUAAAUGUCACUAUUGCAAACGGCGAGGAUUGCAAGCGGUUUCUGACGGAGGGUGGGGGAGGUUUGCAUGCGCUUUGUUGCUUGCCUUGCCUUGCCUUGCCCGGGGUUUGUCAGUGAGCUGGCUGUGUGCCUGAGUGGAAGCGCAGCAGCCCCACUCUCCCUCUACCCCACUCACUCACUCACUCAUUCACUCACUCAUUCGCAGAACAUGGCAACCGAGGGCAACCUGCUGCCUCAGUUUCUCUCCGCCAGCAACUUGACCAAGGACGUGAGGCUAAGGGAGAAGAUCCAGACCGACCUGCUCAAGCCGACCUUGGCCAAUGGAUUGAUGCACCAUUUCAAGGGGCUGCACAAGUACACGGUGGAGCUGUUUCGCCAGAGUCACUUCAGCCCUCAGUUCAGGACUAUAAUCCAAGAGGCUCUACUCGACAGGGCCCAACAGAACGCCCUUCAGGGCAACUGGAGCCUCAACUGGUGCAGAGAGGUCAAGAGACUUGUACCCUUGAAAACAAACGGUGACGGGAACUGCCUGCUGCAUGCUGCAUCACAGUUCAUGUGGGGCAUUCAGGACAUUGACCUCACCCUUCGGAAGACACUCUGGGACGCUCUGAUGGAAACAGACACGAGAAACUUCAAAUAUCGCUGGGAAAUUGAAUCUGUCCGUUCGCAAGAUUUUGACGCUACAGGACUUCGUUAUGACACCAAAAACUGGGAUGAAGAAUGGCAGAAAGUAGUAAAAAUGUCAGCUGUGACUUCACAUUCAGACCAUCAUGGACUGUCGUAUGAAUCACUGGAAGAAAUCCAUAUAUUUGUACUGGCCAAUAUUCUUAGAAGACCAAUCAUUGUGAUUGCAGAUAGAGUGUUGAGAAGCUUUGACAAUAACACAAGCUUGGCUCCAUUGCACUUUGGAGGAAUUUACUUGCCAUUGCACUGGCCGGCCCACGAGUGCUACAAAUAUCCUAUCGUAUUGGGCUAUGACAUGCAACAUUUUUCUCCACUUGUUGCUAUCAAAGACAGGAAUCUAGAAAUCUCUGCAGUUCCAUUGGUCCACAACGGAAGUAGAAGAUUUGAAGAUUUUGCAAUCCACUUCCUGUUACCAAAAGAAGAUGAAAAUAAAAAUAAGCUGUUAGAAGAAUACUUAAAUCUGGUUGAAAUACCUGUGCCAGGCCUGGAGUUUGGUACUAUCCACCUAAUUAAAGCUGCUAAGUUGGAUGAAGGCAACCUCCCUGAGGACUUGAAUUUGGUGGAGGAUUACUAUCAGCUGGUGAAUCAUGAGUAUAAGAGGUGGCAGAAGAAUGUAAACAGGCCCUUUCACAACCGGGUACAAAUAAAAGGUACCAUAUUUCAAGGGUCUCUCACUGAAGAAAAGUGUGCCACGUUCGGAUGUCUUUUUUAUUGUUCUAUAGAGACAAAGCCAUUUUGCCACGAAUGCUUUGAGCAGGCAAAGGUCGUAAAGACUGAAACCAAACCAAAAGCUCAUGGACAACAGACAAAGAAGGGGUGCUCUCCUCCUCGGACUAAGCUGGUUAUUGCUGCAGUGUCUCCAGACCCAGAGCAGUCAUCCCGGCCUCGCUCCGCACCCCCAACAGCCCCCAGUCUUGCUCUCUUCAGUGAAACGAAUGCUAUGAAAUGCAAGGUUCCCAAUUGCCCCUUCACGCUAAACGUGGAGCACAAUGGAUUAUGUGAACGCUGCUUUCAAUCGAGGACUGUGGUGCCAAACAAUGCUUCUGAUAAUAGAACCUCUGAGUUGAGAAAACCUUAUCGCACAGAGAUCAGCUCUGCGAGGUUGGACUCACCACAGGAGAACACCAGGACUAAACCAGGUGCAGGUAACCCAUUGCAUCAAGAGUGUACUCGGUGUAGUCGUUGUCAUCAGGACACCAGGAAUACGAUUAAUGGAUUGUGUAAUGUGUGCUUGUUAAAGACAUUUCAAGGAAUUGUUUCAUCCUCACGUGAAGGCUCUGGCUCUCAAUGUUCAGGGCAUGAGAGAUCGCACUCCGACCCGAGCCAGAUUGCAAGGAAUGUGGCUCGCCCAUCACCCAGCGAUCAACACCCUUUAGAUCCUGUCUGGGGUUCUGCCACUGAACCACAACUACCUGACACCACGCAACAACACCGUAUCCCUGAGCAACCAAAUGGAGACUUCCAACUGUGCAAAACCUCUGAAUGCCACUAUUUUGGAACAAAAGAAAAUCAAGGCUACUGCACCAUCUGCUACAUUGGGUAUAGAGGAAGCCUAGAAGAUAGCUCUUCAGCUGGUCAGAACCGCCGGAACGCACAGUCCUCUCACCGCCCACCUCAGAGUGAUGUAAGAUUCCAGAACAUGCCUCGAUGUCAGGGACAAGACUGCAGCACAUUUGGAAACAGUCACUUUGAAGGAUAUUGUCAAAAAUGUUUCAUAGAAACACAGUAUCAAAGAUACAGGGAAGCCACCGGAUCCAAAAGCCAAUCUAGUGCAAAUGCGGCGGCCUAUCUUCAGCCUACUGAUCACAGCGAGUCGAAUAAUCGGAGGAAUAAGUGCGCAAGAAACUCCUGCAAUAACCAUGUAACAUCCAAUGACCAUGAAUUUUGCCCAGAGUGUCGACAAGAUGGUCAUGGCAAUGCCCGUGAUCCAACCUCAAAUCAACCAAAGCAGCACUGUUGUGCCACAGGCUGUGAACAUUUUGGGAAUAAUAAGUGCAACGGAUAUUGUAAUGAAUGCUAUGCUUUCGUUUCCAGUUACCGGAGAAAGUAAAUCAAAGUGCAAAUAGCAGAGACAAAGGGCAAGAGGACUCACUAUUUUUGGAGCCCUUCAUGGAGAGUAAAGUACAGAAUGAAAGUCUUUCUUAACACCUAAUAAAAUUGUUCGAUUUGACAUAUUUAUUAUAUUCAUGAUUUCUGUUUGAGAAACCAUAAAAUUAAUUUUCAUUCCUCUAUACUUUAUACUAAAUAGAAUUAAUUCUGAUUAUAACUCUAAUAAUGUUUGCACAUGGAAAACAACUUUCUAAUAAAUUAUUUAUGAAAUUCAGAAA
Messenger RNA from Amblyraja radiata (thorny skate), 3268 nucleotides. RefSeq names its product tumor necrosis factor, alpha-induced protein 3 (gene tnfaip3). Gene Ontology annotation, cellular component: cytoplasm; nucleus. Gene Ontology annotation, biological process: protein K29-linked deubiquitination; protein K33-linked deubiquitination; cytoskeleton organization. The transcript has 8 exons. Bases 325 to 2991 code for a protein of 888 amino acids. Gene Ontology annotation, molecular function: zinc ion binding; K63-linked polyubiquitin modification-dependent protein binding; cysteine-type deubiquitinase activity. Lineage: Eukaryota; Metazoa; Chordata; Chondrichthyes; Rajiformes; Rajidae. The record is from RefSeq and is a predicted model, not a curated record.